This is a messenger RNA of Ornithodoros turicata, 6312 nucleotides long. Its product is annotated as condensin-2 complex subunit H2-like. Gene Ontology annotation, cellular component: condensin complex; nucleus. Gene Ontology annotation, biological process: meiotic chromosome condensation; mitotic sister chromatid separation. The coding region runs from base 1515 to 3341 and encodes 608 amino acids. The transcript is spliced from 13 exons. The record is from RefSeq and is a predicted model, not a curated record. Gene Ontology annotation, molecular function: chromatin binding. NCBI's taxonomy places the organism in Eukaryota, Metazoa, Arthropoda, Arachnida, Ixodida, Argasidae.
GCCAGCACAUGGUCUUGUACAUGCACAUUUGCUGCGUUUGAAAAAUGACUCGCUUAACUGCCGUUGGCUACAUUAAUGGGAAAUGUUCCAAUGCAGCGAAUUAUCCAUAAAUCUCACCAGCAGGUACCAAUGAACGACAUUGUUUCGUUUUAAUGGUCGCGCUAGUAUUUCUCUAUAGCGACACCGCAGUGGGCACAUAUAUCCUGUAGUGCAACGUCUGGAUGUGUAAAGUGAAGUGCUGCCUAGAGAAGAAAGAGUUUGGAAUGAUUUUGAUUGUAACUUGGUAACUGAAUGGAAAUUUUAAGUAAUAACGGCCACACAAAAUAAAUGCGGCCUUUAACGUAAUUUAAAAUCAGCUUGCCGCGGAUGUACAUUUUAGUGCCCGUUUAAUGUGCCGAGUACCAUAUAAAUGGAACAGCAAUGUACAUGCGUGCGGGCAUCGGAAUGCAGCUUGGUUUAUACGGCUCCAUCCUGGGCUGUCAGGACGAAAAGAUUUGAAAUCAUCGAAUGCCCUAUUCAUGAAACAGACUUUGCCGUAAUGAGGAAUCUGGCAUUCCAUUUUGUAAUUGACUUGAACGCUCAAGUUUCUUUCGUUAUUGUGAAGAUUUACAGUAAUGUCAAGUGAAUGUACAAGGUUAACCCCACUCUGAAACUCGAUGUACCUUAUCCUCUCCAGCGAACCACCCUCGGCGCAUGUCAAAGCACACUCACUUGGGUAGCAUAAUGGAUCAGAACCAGCCCUGGAGUGGGGUCCAUCCCCACUUGUCCCCACUCCCGUCAGUCCCCGGGGUCAUUGGUGCACAUCCGCGCAAGCAGUUGGGAAAUAAGACACCAAUAUAGCAGUUGCCAACUUAUGAAAGUGUUUCUGUGGGACUGAACAACCCUUGUGAAGUGCAGUAUGCUGAAUUUAUUUUGCGCAGAAUUCCAUGUCACAGUUUAUUUGACGAUUGGCAACAGGAUGCUGUUUGAGCGAUGCUUUCUAAACCACUGUUGGGACCAUUAAAAUCCCCCCACACUGUGACACUCUGGAAACACCAUGUAAACGUUGCAUCCUAUAUUUUACUACAUGCAGCAUUCCCACGUAUGGUCAACGCCGUAUUUUUACGUGCAACCUUAUAAUUGCCAUAACCUUAACGUGCCAUAAUAACGUGCCAUUAACCUUAUAAUUGUUAAAAUAACUGUGGCAUUCGCACGAAUUUGAACAAUACCUACGUCCAAGCGGCACGUGGGGUUCUUACAAACCUUUUUGUAGAGUAAGUUACACUUAGGCCCAGUGAAAGAAACCUGUCACCUAACUUUCUGCUUGUUCCCUACAUGGCUGUCCGCCGUCGUAUUUCCACGUAAGUACGGAGUCCAACGGACUGUGGACUUCAGAAUCAUUCCUGCUGAGCUGGCUGUUCUGCUCAAACUUGUCGCGUUCAUUUUCUUUCACAUCCUUUGCUUCUUUAAUUUUAACUCCUCCAACAGUGAGACGUGGUUCAAAUAAGCGUAAAGCACGACGUUGCUCGUGCUCCAUGAGGCCAGCUGCACCGAGCAACAAGGGAGAGGAACAAGGUCAGAAGGCAUCCAAAGAAAACGAUCCAGGUCAUGCUCAACAGCGGAGACAAAAGGACCAUGAGUUCAUCUUGCGCGAGAAUGUAGACGUAGUGGACGACACGGACUCCCUGGACGACUGUCCGAGUGGUCGGGGUCGUGCGACGUCCUCUUCCGCAAAAAAGCAUAAGCUAAAACAUUUAGACCGGACGCCGCUGAGCCUCUCCUUCUUCGACGAAGAUGACAAAGCCCCUUCAACUCGUCUGCUUGACUUGAAAGGCGACUUAGUUGGCCACAAGUCGGAUUGGAAGGUGAAUGAGCUGCGCCUCCACCUCUCUGGGAAGCUGCAAAGUGGAGUGAGGCCCCUAAGUGAUGGAUCACCAGCUAGAGAACGCUUGCGGACAGAUAGCGAAGCAUCACCUGACAGCCCUGCGCCAUCCAUACAUGAUGAUGAUGUCCCUAUAGAGAAUGAUUUCAGUCACGAUGGGUCUUGUCUGCAAGAAAUGUGCAGUGAGAUGCCCGUCAUGCCCUGUGACAAUGUGGGAGCCUUUGAGGAGUGCCCUUCAGAGUGUGAAGAACCUGUGCCUGCAGUCCCUGUUCCUAAGAAGAGCACUAGCAUUGUCCGCAAGGUCAAGCCGGAGAGGGUCAGAAAUGAGUGUAUGUUGGUUGUAAAGAAGCUGGCUGAUGUCAUGGCGGAGCAUCCCGAGCUUAAAAAGCCCAUCCGUGUCAAGAUCCGUGCACGCCGGCCCAACACUACAGAGAUUACUGAAACAAUCAUUCAGCUCCCUGUGGCAGACUACUGUCGCGAAGAAUUAAUGCCAUACACGUCGCGAUUCAUCACGAAAAAAGAUAAAGUCACACCAGGAACUGAGGACCUCCUUAUCCAGGCAGUGAAGAGAAAGCGUGAGCUGGAACAGCAGAAGAUGAAAGAAAAUCAGCUGGAAGAGGAAAGUAAACAAGCUGAAAAUGAGGACUUGGAAGAUUCCCAUGGUGCUGAUGGUGACCAUGAUGAAGGCUUCGAGGAGGACCUGCCAGAUUUCCUGGAGAAUGACUUUCUGUCACGAGAUGCCUGCGCUUUAAGGCCCAGUGGAGACACAGUGAGAGCUGUGGAUGCUCCAGAAGGUGAAGGUGGUGAGCCUACCUAUGAAGACGUGGUGAGGGCACGCAUCAAGGAGUUCCACUCGACGGAUUUCAAAGUGUCAGAACUUCAGAAGAGGGUGCAAGAGUGGGAAGCCAAGAUACGACCCAUCCUUGAGGAGGAGGAAGAGACGAGGGAGGUGUUUGACAUACGUACAUACAGUACACGACUCUUGGACAAGUUCAGCAACUCAACGUCAAAGCAGACACUAUCCUUCCAGCAUAUCUGCCAAGGUGCAAGACUCUGGGAGGUUCCACGUUACUUCACCGCUUCUUUACAGCUGGCAAACAACUACAACAUCCAGCUAACAAAGGACGGAGACCUAGAAAAGGGCAUGGACACCCUGCGCUUGACGCUUCUCUCUCGAAAACAAUAUUUCGAGGAGCUGGAAGAGUUUUCCGCCCCAUCUUCUACCACAACGCAACAAGAGCGGCGGCGCAAGCAGGCAAAGCGACAACCACUUGAGCAGGUGAGGGAUGUCAGUGAUGUCCUGGGUGACUCUCUCAGCGUGGGAUUGGAUGAGCUCUCUCAGCGACAGAAUGGUCGUGCCAACCAGUGUCGUGAUGCGCAACGGCGGACGGCUCACGCAAAAAUCAAGUCUCGUGCUGCAGCGCUGGCCAUGUUGGCGGAGGACUCGUUCGACGCGGGAGAGCUAGCAACAGUGUCAUGAUGUUUCUGGGAUGCCGGGAAGUGAAUUGAACAGUCUUUCCGGACAGCUGCAUGGUAGUUCCAGUUUGUUCUGCUACCUAUACAAAGUGGACUGUUCGCAACGGGGAUAUUAUACGUUUUAUCCGUUUUGAUGCUGUAGAUGUCCACAGCAUGCGAGUUUUCUGGAUUGGUUAUAUUAUAUACUUCAGGGUUUUAGCAUUUUUGUAUUAUGGCGAGCAAAAUUUUUAGCAUUCUGAGAGAUUUAAUGUUGGAAUUUUUAGAUAUUACAUUUUUUUUUUAUAUGUCUCAAACGAGAGUCCCAUCGUCCAGUAUGUCUUGACCAUUUGAUAUUAUACAGCUCGCUCAAGUUUCUAUUUUCGUGUAAAUACCUCCUAGCAGCGGGUGUUCUAACAAAUCCAAACACGCUGUGUGUGCCUUUCAUAACUUCGUGUGUAUGUACAAAGUUAUGUAAAUCAGUGAAGCAUGCACUUCAUACAUGCGCGAGGUUAGUUGCAGAACCAAAAUGUAUCUGGGACACAGUUUUGAUGUGUUCCCAGUAGUCUUCAUCUCUCCUUGGUUACUGGAUGUCCAUAAGUUAUUGCUUUUGUAAACUAAAUGGUACAGUGUCUCGAGAAGAUAUUUUUAUGCGUCCUUUUUGCACAUUUCUUGUAAUUAUCUCCAUGCUGUUCAUUGUCAUUAUUGUAUCACUAAUUACAUUUUAUGAGUACAACUUAAUUCUCGUGGGUUGGUUGUUUGUGCUUUUUCUAAGCACACUAUAGACAGAAAAAACAUCGAGAGUCUAUAAGCCACGUGAAAAGAGCGAAGAAUAUCGACGACAGUGCAACGACGCACAAUCAUAAAAAUCCCAAGAUUGACCCUAACAAUGAGAGAAGCUCCUGCCUUCUUCCGUUGAAAUGCGUAGCAGCCGAUCAGACAUUGUGAUGCUUAAGCGUAAGUUUUGUUUUAUUUAUUUCUUCGCUUAAUUUUUUUUGCUCAUUGGGCUCAUCUAAUACUUGGUUUCCGCGUUACACCCGGUUAUUACGCAUGAAAUUGUUGGAGAACAAGCUCAGUAAGAACACCAAACUUUUCUCCAAAAAUGUAUUUUGUCAUUGCAUUUAGUUUUUUUUAAUGCAAAAUUUCGGUGCAGAAUAUUACAGCAUUUUGCAACGUGGUAGCUUAUAUGUUCGUCAACAUCAUGUAACGAAGCUCUUUUUUUUUCUCCUCUCAUAGUGGCAGUACUGUGAUUUCUGGCAUACUGCGUCUUUGUUGUACUGCUCGCGACACGGUUCAUUGGGUCCGCAGUUUGUAUUUCCUCGAUUGCCCACCAAAAUGAUGCCCCAGUAUCGUAUUUAAAAGUGGACCACAUCCCGCGGAUGUUUACUAAAAAUAAAUGAUGUUGCAACGUCUGAAGAUUUGGUAUGGAAUAAAAUGUGGAUCACUAAUUUUAAGGGGCACUAAAAUGCAAAAACGAGUUCACUUCAAAUCAUGUUCCACGCUAUGUUAAUUUCGAACUUAUCGUAAUUCGAAACCUUUAUUGGAUUCUGAAGCUACAAUCUUUCUUGCUUGGGCGCUAAGCAGUGAACAUGGUUUCAACUCGUGCAUCUGUGUUUUUUAGUCCAUGCUGCGCGUGCCACAGCAAGAAACAGUCCUGGCGAAAAACAUAGCGUCACUGUCCGAACGACACGAAAAUAAAUGUGGAACUGUUGUAGGCUACAAUUUAGUGAGUCGGUAUUGAGAAAUGAAGCAGUGAUCUGAGCAGAACACUACGAUUGGACCCGUUCCAAAUCCCCACGAUACGUAAGCGCACACUUCUGCUGCUGUCUCAUUGGAUGCCGCCGAAGACGGCUCUGUUUUCAUUGCAUUUUUCUUAUAAACGGUAGCGCAGUAUCAACUAAUUUUUCUUGUAUUACACUAAUUGAAACUUUCAUUUGAGAGCGAGUUGUUUUUGCAUUUUAGUGCCUCUUUAAGACAGACCACCCACAAAUGCAUUUUGGAGUAGCCAGUCCUGACUGGGUUGGGACUAACUUCUUCAUAUUUUUCUUUCACAACGAAUCCAAUCAGACAACCGUGUCGUGAGCAGUACAAUGGAAUUGGGCCCCCCUUCUGGGUGUACGCAGUAUUUUCUGUCCUAACAACAAGUUUUGAUUCGUAGGUUAUUGAUACAAUCCUUGCCCAUUAUACCAGCAACUCGGUGGAAGGGUACAACACACUGUCUUCCAUGAAAGAUGUUAAAUACGAUGCAGCAAGAACCUUCAGGUGGGCAAACUUAAUCAACGAGCUGACCAUGAUCACAGUUGUCUCGUGACAUAAAGCUACAAAUUAUUAUGGCACGAUAAUUAAUCUCAACACUAUGCUUCCUUGUGAAUGAGCUUGUAUGUGUUACAUGUAGAGCCUCAAGUUUUCGGGAAAUAUUUUUUCUAAAUGGGGGGUGGGUGGGAGGUAAAACUUAAGUAAGUAAACAUGUGUUCUAGAUUCGUGCGAAUUAGGGUGAAAAAACUUGCUAUAUGCUGAAUUUGAGGAUAAAUCGAGCUCAGUUACUCAAACUAACUGUACUGGUUUGGUACAAAAGGUGACGUAACUGCAUUUGCUGUGAAACAAGUUAAUAUGCCCCAGUGGCGGCAAUUUGCCGGGUAAAAAUCGGUUUCAUCCUAAAGCGGCAACCUUCAAUCCGGGGAAGAAUCUGGUUAAACCCUAAAACUUAAGGCUCCAGUUAUACAUGGUACUACUGUGAGCUUUAUGAAAGGGAACGUGCAAGGGCAUAGGAGAUAACUUCCUCUGCGGCACCCCCACCAGGUCGUAAUAGUGUAUCUCUCCAUUAUCAGUUGUGACGGCAACAGAAGAUAAUGCAGCACCCUUUCCACUUGCACACAGAAUGAGGCCACAUGCUCCAGUGUUCCCUUUUCGAAAGCUCACGAUAGUACUUUUAUUUUAAAAAUGGAGUUUUCAGUGGGUUCGCAUUAUCGUCUGGACAGUAAAUAACUGGAGGAACCACA